AAACCCCUCCUCUCGACUAUAAGUACCCACCACAAUUAUUUUACUUUCCAAAACGUGACACUCCAACCAAGCACUCCUCUUCUCUCUCUGUAAAACACCAUUCUCAUCAACCUCUACCUUCCCAAUCCUUUCCCUUCGCUUCCACAUGACACGCGCCCUCAGACUCCUCCAGUCCCAAGCGGCGCCACCUCCUGAGGCUGCCGCCGUCGAGUCCGACUUCGUCGUCAUCCUGGCGGCGCUCCUCUGCGCCCUCAUUUGCGUGGUGGGCCUCGUCGCCAUCGCGCGCUGCGCCUGGCUCCGUCGGGCAACAUCUUCCGUCGUCGGCGGUGGAUCUCCGCCGGCGCCGGCGAACAAGGGACUUAAGAAGAGAGUGGUGAAUUCAUUGCCGAAGUUUACGUACGCCGGCGAAGGUGAUCGCUGCAAGUGGUCGGAGUGCCCGAUCUGCCUUAAUGAAUUUUCCGGCGGUGACGAGGUCCGUGUGCUGCCGCAGUGCGGGCACGGGUUCCACGUGGCGUGCGUGGACACGUGGCUCUCUUCGCACUCGUCGUGCCCCUCGUGCCGCGCGCCUUUCGUAGUCGCCCGAUGCCAGAAGUGCGGCCACUUCCCGGCGGUCGCAGCCGAAUCCAGCGAACCGGAGACGAAACCCGGUGGCGGCUGCAAUGCCGAUGAUAAUCGUAAUGUAAUUGUUAACCACGGGUUUAGUAAUUACGGUUUCUUGCCAUGAAAUCCGUUCAUGUUAUAGAUAAAACACGACGUCGCUCUGGCCCAGCUUAAUGCUUAUUACUGUUGUUAUUAUUAUCAUUAGUUGAAAUUUAGGAGUAGCAUCUUCCUUUUGUAAUUUAUAAAGAGUCUGGUUUUUUGCGGGAUGAGUAAGAGUACUACCUUUUUUCUGUUUAA
Molecule: messenger RNA, 897 nt
Organism: Vigna umbellata (rice bean)
Lineage: Eukaryota; Viridiplantae; Streptophyta; Magnoliopsida; Fabales; Fabaceae
Source: RefSeq, a predicted model, not a curated record